Molecule: messenger RNA, 1331 nt
Organism: Tarenaya hassleriana
Lineage: Eukaryota; Viridiplantae; Streptophyta; Magnoliopsida; Brassicales; Cleomaceae
Product: plastid division protein PDV1
Exons: 2
Coding region: 63-884 (273 amino acids)
Biological process (GO): chloroplast fission
Source: RefSeq, a predicted model, not a curated record
CAGUCCACAAUUGAGUUGUGUCCCUCACUUUCCCUCUGGUUCUGGCGAGUCCUCUCCACGCCAUGAAAUGGGAGAUGGAGAUCGAAGAGAUCGAAGCCGUGCUCGAGAAAAUCUGGGACCUCCACGACAAACUCAGCGAUGAGAUUCACCUCAUCUCCCGCUCUCAUUUCCUCAAUUCCAUCAAAAACUCGUCGAGAUCGGUGAGGAGAAAGGUUUACGGUGAAGAUUCCGGCGAUGAGAAGCGAAAGGGUUACGUCUUCGUCAAGGGAUUCAGUCUCGAUGACAGCGAUUCGGCGAUUCAAGAGGCGAAGAGUCUGAACGCGAUACGCACCGCUCUCGAGAACCUCGAAGACCAGCUUGAGUUUUACCAUACUAUACAUACACAGCAGCGAGCCGAGAGAGAUGUUGCAAUCGCACGGCUUGAGCAAAGCCGGAUUGUUCUGGCAAUGAGAUUGGCUGAACACCACGGCAAGAAAUACAAAGUCCUGGAAGAAGCUUCAGCCUUUGUGGGAAACAUAAAAACGGCUAACCACUUCGUAUCUCCUGAAAACCUCUACCAUCCCACUCUGAAUCCAUCCGGUGCCAAGUCUGCCCCAUCCGAUGGAAAACGGUCGAACAUACUUAUCAGUGCCCUCUCCUCGAGUUUCGAUUUCGCCAAAAGGGCAUUGCAGUCCGACCAUGUGAGAGGGGUAUUUGGGAAUGCUGCUAUAUUCGCCAUUAGCAUGAUCACCAUGUUGCACCUUAACCGAGUAGCUACCGGGGAACAUCAUUUGCGGAAGAAAGAAGACAAUUUUUACAUGACCCAGAGGAAAACAUGCCGAAGAGAGGCAUCCUCUGCUGAUGGACGCUUGGACCAGUUGGAUGUGUUGAUGGCUCGGGGUUAAGGCCAGUGAUCUGACUCCUUAGUGUCUACUCGUGUGACGAAGAUAACGUUUCGGGCAACGGAAUAAGAAAACAAAAAAGGGAAAGCAGUAACAAAAGAGAUGAGAUCUCUCUUCCAUUCUCCCAAGACAGUGUCUCAUGAUCAUCUGCUUCUAUAUAUAUAGAGAGCGAAGGAUAAGAAUUCAGAUUCAGAGGCAUAUCUUGGAGUUUUCUGGACUGUGGUGAUGGUCCUCUCCAUGAGGUCAGUCUGCGUCUUCUGAUGCAAAUAACGUUUCCUUCUCCUUUAAAUUUGUCGUUCGUUUGUUUGUUUGUUGAUUGAAGAGUGGUAUAAAUCAUCUUUGUAAUCACAGUUUCAGUGUUAGAUUUCGGUGUAAACAAACAGAUCGUUUGUGUAUUCAGUUGCCACUUUUGAGAGAGACUUGGAAUCAAAAUAUGAUCAAUUUGACUGA